CGCGUCACUCCCCUUUCCAAUGCGAUGAUUCGUGUUUGUUCAAAAAUAUAUGCACGAUCGGACCGAAGUCGUCCAGCUCCCAAUGGAACAUGCGCAGUGCAGGUGUUGUAUUGCCAGAUUAAGUUCAUCCAAUGGGAAAGCCAUCAUCGACUUUUCCAAAAUCCAUCAAUAUUGUCCAGUCGUGCGCUCAAUUGCGACUUAACGAAAAUGGCUUUCGACGUUUCCACCAACCCAGGUUCUGGGGCUGGAUAACGGAGAAUAACGCGAUACAUUAGUCUACGAGCUAGUCUACAUUUCUCUGAAGAAUAUCCGCUAUUUUUUCUAAUGCACAUUUGGGCAUAAAAAAACCUUCCUGUCUUUCCAGACCCGCUCGUGUUAGAUGCUAUGCUGAAAACAAUUCCCUCUCCGAGCCCAGAUCUCUUGGAGCCUGUAAGACCUAAAAACAGAGCGUAAACUAAUCUUAUCAAAGUGCAAGUGAGUGUUGGUUUGACGAGUCAAGUCUUCAAAAACCUGGCCUAGAUUUUGGAGAAGCCUAGACGCGCGCGCACUCAAUGUGUUAGGCGUCCAAUUGAUCCAUUCUUUGCGAAAUUGCUGCUGUGGUAUGCUCUUGGUGUCACAGUCAUUGCACAAAUCCACAAUCGCU
Messenger RNA from Periconia digitata, 643 nucleotides. The record is from the annotation of a GenBank genome assembly. NCBI's taxonomy places the organism in Eukaryota, Fungi, Ascomycota, Dothideomycetes, Pleosporales, Periconiaceae.